GUUCGAACCGCGGGACGCAGUCAAGUUUUAGCGCGAAUAGACUGGUCCCCUGUCGUCGUAUGCUAGCGCGAGAGCGUACCAGUCCACGCGAUACUCCCCGUGCUUCGCAUUCCAACACAACAAUCAGACAAUGUCCGACCCCGGUGAUUUCGAUGAACUAUUUUCGUUCAUCAAAAAGAGAAUUACUGCCAUUCAUCGCUCACCGAGCAAUGCAUACGAACAACACAUCAAUGUUUACUGCUUUGUGCAUUCGGAAAGAAAGCGGAAGGACGCUGUAGCGGCUGGCCAAGCGGCUUGGAAAGGUUCCAAAUCGAAGGAAUCGAGCAGGGCGGAUUUGUUCCGAAGUGCCGUUGCGAAAAUGGAGAAGAUCAAAACUAAACCGACCAUCAUGAAUGUAUUCGCCAGCUCUGCUGCGAAUAAACAGAAUACAGAGGAUAAAGAGCCCGCCCAACCACGAUGUGGAGCUAGUACUGAUGGUCCAAAUCCCGUUGCUGCGACUGCAUCAACUCCAACACCCGUGGCAUUGACUGAUGAGUCGGCUAGGGUGAAACGCAGCGAAGAAAAUGAAGUCCGUGCAUGUGCCUUUCUGUGUACCUCUUUGGGGGUGACAAGCGGCAAGUUACUCACAGAGGAUGUGACGACUCACCCAGAGUUCACGAGGGCUCUGACAUCCAUUGCCUCAUCACAUUUUACAUACUCUCCAUUGUUGAAGCAGUGGGAGGGAAGUGCUUAUUUCAAGAAAUCGAAAUCACAGGUUUCGACUGCCGUUUCUGAGGCAAAACUCCAGAUAAAAAAUCUUCGAGAUGAACUGAUUGAACUGUCAGACAUGACGACUGUAUCAAAGAACCUUGCAACACAGCUUCAGUCAUGUCAGCAAAAAAUGAACAAGAUGUUGGCAAUGCUGCCAACAUUUUUCAGUGUGAAAGAGGCAAUCGAAAAAGCAAUUCCCCUCCUACAGGCAUGUGUACGUUCCCAAAAACAAAGGAAAUUCAACAAGUUGACUGGACAGACUAUGUAUAAAUUGUCUGGGGAUGUCACGAGAUGACGCCAUGACUAAAAUAGACGAUACAGAAGAAAGUGUAUAGGUGUAGUGUACAGGCAGUCAUGAUACAAAUAACUAAAUUAGUAAAAUUCCAGAACGUUUCAUUUGGAAAUGUAUAUCAGCAAUUAGUAGGAGCAUAUAUACAUUUCGAGGGGAGUUACAAAAAUAUUGAUAAAUUAUAAACUAACUAUAAAAAUAUAUAUAAAAAAGGAAUUUUUAUUCACUUUACACCUAAUUGACAAACUUUAUAUUGCUGAUAUUAGCAUGCUAGCAAUACUAACAUGCUAACAUUAAACAUAAUAUAAUCGUAAGUGAUUAUCUAAGGAUCUGGCUAUGAAAAUGAUUAAAAAUGCUACUAUGCUAAUGUUAACAUAGUAGCAAUGCUAACAGAGCAUUAUUAUGUUAUAUUAUUAUUAUAAAGUGUUUUUAUGUGUGAAAUUGGCCAAAAAUGCUACUGAGCCAAUGUUAACAUGCUAGCCAUGCUAAUGUAUGAAGGUGUUGAAUAGGUUGAUGUUGAACUUUAUUCUCUCUAGAAUAUGUUUUUUCUUUUUAUAUUUUUACUUUGUUGUAGUAAAAUUAGAGUUUUUUAUAUUUUUUUCAUAAAAUUAUGACUUUUUCUUAUUCUUGCUAAUCUAUCCAUGGUAAGCAUCUGAAAAUAAACUUAUUGUCAAUCUCCAUUCCUUUGCAACUUUGUAAAACAGAGUAUUACUAACAGAGUAAUCAGACACGACCCCAUGUUAAAUUGUAAUAAUUCGUAUAAUACAUAUAAUAAUAAUGAAUAAGUCCUACAAAGACACACAAUAUUUAGAAAAUUAACAAUAUCAUCACAGUUCAUAAAAAGAUAGCUUUAUUGCACAAGGUGUCGAUCGAGUCCUUUGUUUUUUUUAAUCAAUUUUCCCCCUUUAUUUUCAUAGAAAAAGAAAAUGUCGAGUUAAACGCAAGCAGUUGCAAAUUGAAGCAAACAUUUGUCCGUUACAAGCUUUUGCAUUUCCAAAAUGUUUUUUCAUGAACCCUCUUUUGCAGAAUUGGCCACGCACCAACAUCAGAACAUGCAAAUGCUUCUGUCCUCAACUGGUGACUAAGUUAAAAAAAACACGAAAAAAAACAAAAACAAAGGAGACAAUGCAACCAAAAUGUCCUAUAAAAGAAGAAAUUGAGUUUUAUUUGUGCCUGGUUCACUCUGACAUAUUCCAGUAAAUCAAGAUAAAGCAUUUCUGUAUAAUUCUCAUUUUUUUAUACUUCAAUGAAGUCCUCUUCUGUUGCAUUACAAUAACUUCUGUUUACAGUUUACAUUGUGCCCUGGUUUCUAUAGUGAAGAUGUUGAAAAUAGUACUCAUUUAUACAAAAACACUUUCCUAUGUACACAGGUUUUCUAUUAUGGAAUAGAAACGACGUCGUAUAGAAGUGUGUGUAGUGGG
Molecule: messenger RNA, 2460 nt
Organism: Doryrhamphus excisus (bluestripe pipefish)
Lineage: Eukaryota; Metazoa; Chordata; Actinopteri; Syngnathiformes; Syngnathidae
Source: RefSeq, a predicted model, not a curated record